AUCAACGCAAUGGCCACCAAGUUGUUCUUGUUGCUUGCCAUCUGUGUUCUUCCUGUUCUCGUUAACGCAAACAGGCAACCUUUCAAAAUCAUCGGAAAAGUUUACUGUGACGCCUGCCGUGCUGGUUUCGAGACAGUUAAAUGCUCUUACAUACCUGGUGCGAGGGUCGAAAUCAAGUGCUAUGAUAGGAUCACUAUGAAGCUGAAAUUCAGCGUUGGAGCGGAGACGGACGCAACCGGAACAUAUAGCAUUUUGGUUGAAGAUGACCACCAAGACCAAAUAUGCUACGCCACGCUUGUUAGCAGCCCCAUUAAAAGCUGUGCAGUUCCGGACACCAGGCGUAACAAGGCCACUGUUAUCCUGACCCGCAGCAACGGUGCCGUUUCCCACAUUCAUUACGCAAAUGCAAUGGGAUUCCUCCAGGAUACGGCGGCGGCCGGUUGCGCAGAACUGCUCCGCAGUUUACUGCAGGAUGAUGAAUAAAAUAUAUCAUUUAAUAUUUGAUGUUCGUGCUUUAGCUUUUCCCUUUUUCUUGAUUUUAG
Molecule: messenger RNA, 542 nt
Organism: Hibiscus syriacus
Lineage: Eukaryota; Viridiplantae; Streptophyta; Magnoliopsida; Malvales; Malvaceae
Product: protein DOWNSTREAM OF FLC-like
Exons: 2
Coding region: 10-483 (157 amino acids)
Source: RefSeq, a predicted model, not a curated record